GAGAAAGGCAUAAACAAAGGGAGAAGGCAGCUGGGUUUCUCGAUAGAAAAAGAGGGGCUUGGUGCGGCCGCGCGCGGCAGCAGCAGCAGCAACGGUGCGAUUUUCACCGCACCACGCCGCGCCGCGCCGAGACGGAAACAGCCGGCAAAAACUACACGCUUCGUGAACCCCGGGGCGCGCCCAAGCCCCAACUUGUGUCUUUCUUUAGGCUUUUUUAGUACAGUAGCCACUUCACAUCUCUCUCACGCCUAUAAUACUACGCGGUGGUGCGCCUCUUGUCUCUCUGUGCUGCUCUCACUAUCGAUCGACCUCUGCUGCUGCCUCGCUGUCCUCUGCUACGUGAGCUCGGCCGGCUCGGGUGUCGAGGACGAUCGAGGAUGGGGUCGCUGGGGCGGCGGCCGUGGGUUGGUGGGUUGACGGCGGCGAUGAUUUUUGCUGUUGCUGUGUGCGGUUUCUGCUUCAGUGGGGCGUCGGCGGCGGCGGCAGCGCCGACGUUCGGCGACAACUUCGAGAUCACCGGAGCCGAGGAUCACGUCAAGACCUCCGCCGACGGCCAGACGUGGUACCUCUACCUCGACAACAAGACUGGCGUCGGGUUCCAGACGAAGGAGAGGUAUCUCUUCGGGUGGUUCAGCAUGAACCUCAAGCUCGCCGGCAACGACUCCGCCGGCGUCGUCACCGCCUACUACAUGUGCUCCGACGUGGACGCGGCGCCGCAGCGCGACGAGCUGGACUUCGAGUUCCUGGGGAACCGGACGGGUGAGCCCUACAUCAUCCAGACCAACGUGUACCGCAGCGGCGUCGGCGGCCGGGAGAUGCGCCACUCGCUGUGGUUCGACCCCACCGCCGACUUCCACUCCUACUCCAUCCUCUGGAACCCCAAGCAGAUCGUGUUCUUCGUGGACAAGGUGCCGAUCCGCGAGUACCGGAACUCGGACAAGCCCAACACCUUCUUCCCGAUCAUGAAGCCGAUGUACGUGUUCUCCAGCAUCUGGAACGCCGACGACUGGGCGACGCGCGGCGGGCUGGAGAAGACGGACUGGACCAAGGCGCCGUUCAUCUCCUCCUACCGCGACUUCACCGCCGACGCGUGCUCCUGGGGCACGGCGGCGGCGAGCCCGCCCAGCUGCGCGGCGUCCACCGGCAACAGCUGGUGGGACCAGCCGCCGGCGUGGGCGCUCGACGCCGGCCAGCGCGAGGACUCCGCCUGGGUGGCGAGGAACCUCGUCAUCUACGACUACUGCGACGACCGCAAGCGGUUCCCCUCCCCGCCGGAGGAAUGCUUGCUCCGGACGACCAGCUCGUGAGGCCAUCGCCGGCGCCGCCGCCGACGUACAUGGCCGUACGAUGUGCGGCCAGGAUCGGAUCGUCCUUCGAUCGUGCGGCUCAGAUUCACUGUAACUACUACAGUACUACUAUUUUUGGAUUGGGCCACGUAGAGUGGCUGUCACGUUGGAAACCAUAUUCUUUUUGGAUGAUGAAAUGGAUAAAAUUAUUAUUUUUCCUUUG
Molecule: messenger RNA, 1509 nt
Organism: Oryza sativa Japonica Group (Japanese rice)
Lineage: Eukaryota; Viridiplantae; Streptophyta; Magnoliopsida; Poales; Poaceae
Product: probable xyloglucan endotransglucosylase/hydrolase protein 8
Biological process (GO): cell wall biogenesis; xyloglucan metabolic process
Cellular component (GO): cell wall; apoplast
Molecular function (GO): xyloglucan:xyloglucosyl transferase activity; hydrolase activity, hydrolyzing O-glycosyl compounds
Source: RefSeq, a predicted model, not a curated record